GUCUCCAUUCAGCGCUUACACAGUAUGGCCGGCGAUAUUAGCUAGCGCUCGCUAACGGUAUUCUCUGCUAAAGGGAAGACGGUAACUCAAGCAAAUCAACUCCUGGAUUGUUUAAAGGACUGAACCUCACUAAAUAAUAACAGGUCGAGGAAGGAGUAAUUAAGCUGUAAACGUUAUAAACGACGUUGUAAUAUUUUUGGUUGUUGGGUGUCUGUUGUCUCACGAUGGAAGAUAACGGUGCACAUUUCUUCGAGGGGACCGAGAAGCUGUUGGAGGUGUGGUUCUCUCGGCAGGAUGAGACCAAAGGAAACGGAGACCUCCGUACCAUCCCAAGGUUUGAGUGGGACAAACUUUUGGAAAAUGUGCAUUGUUUGAUAAUAAGUGUGACAAAGACCGACAAGCAGGAAGCUUAUAUACUCAGUGAGAGUAGCAUGUUUGUCUCCAAGAGACGUUUCAUUUUGAAGACAUGCGGAACCACCCUCUUGUUGCAAGCACUGGUGCCUCUGCUGGAACUCGCCAGGGAGUACUGCGGCUUCGACACCAUUGAGAAUUUCUUCUACUCCCGUAAGAACUUCAUGAAACCAGCCCAUCAAGAGUUCCCUCAUCGAAACUUCCAGGAAGAAGUGGACUUCCUCAGCCAGAUUUUUCCCAAUGGUGCAGCCUACUGUAUGGGACGUUUGAACUCUGACUGCUGGUACCUGUUUACUCUGGAUAUGCCAGAGUACUGGGAGAACAAGUAUGCUGAUCAGACGCUGGAAGUUCUGAUGAGCGACCUUGAUCCAGCCAUCAUGGACCAGUUCUACAUGAAAGACGGUGUUUCCGCAAGUGAGGUCACUCGUAUGAGUGGAAUUCGUGACCUGAUACCAGGUUCUGUGAUUGAUGCCACAAUGUUCAACCCUUGUGGAUACUCGAUGAACGGGAUGAAGACUGACGGAACCUACUGGACCAUCCACAUCACCCCAGAGCCAGAGUUCUCCUAUGUCAGCUUUGAAACAAACCUCUCCCAGACAUCAUACGAUGAACUGAUCAGGAAGGUUGUGGAGGUGUUCAAGCCAGGAAAAUUUGUGACUACACUCUUUGUCAAUCAGAGCUCCAAAUGUCGCAGUGUCUUUUCUACUCCCCCAAAAAUGGAGGGCUACAAGCGCCUCGACCGCCAGUUGGCUCAGUUCAACGAUUACAAUUUUGUCUUCACAAGCUACACCAAGAAUCGCCAGCAGAACCAGCAGCAGAGCUGAGGGUCGAGGAUGAAGAGGCGCAAAAAACGUGGCGCCUCGGCGCUCCCACGUUGCGAUGCGCUUCACCACCCAGUAGCGAGCUUGUCGUCAUCGUCUCUCCUGUCCC
This is a messenger RNA of Pelmatolapia mariae (spotted tilapia), 1341 nucleotides long. It is a transcript of the gene amd1, whose product is annotated as adenosylmethionine decarboxylase 1. The transcript has 9 exons. The coding region runs from base 225 to 1235 and encodes 336 amino acids. The record is from RefSeq and is a predicted model, not a curated record. Lineage: Eukaryota; Metazoa; Chordata; Actinopteri; Cichliformes; Cichlidae. Gene Ontology annotation, biological process: spermine biosynthetic process; spermidine biosynthetic process. Gene Ontology annotation, molecular function: adenosylmethionine decarboxylase activity. Gene Ontology annotation, cellular component: cytosol.